GGACCCCAGUGUAGGGGCGCGAGGUGCUGGACGCCUUCCUCCCUGUGUCUGCAGGGCAUGUUUUGUGGGGUUAUUUGAGGGUUUGCUGUCUCCCCACCAGACAUGAGGUGAGGUGGGGGCAGAGUCGGCAGCCUGGGACCUUGCUAAGGUCCCCAAAGCACGGGAGGAGCACCCCGAGGGGGUGGGGGACAGGUUGGGGGGCACCCCUGCUACCCAAAGUGGGGGAGCACGCAGGCACCAGGACCCUGCAGAUGCUCCAUGUUGCCCGACUCAGCCUCCUGGCCCUUUAUGCGUGACGAAGCGUGACGCGAUGUGACGUGGCGCGACGUCUUCCCCACAGCCACCCCUUUCUCCUUCCACUGCCGCCAUUCCCCCCCUCCAACCCCACUGCAGGGCCUGGCCCCACCGCCAGCCCCUCGCAUCCCAGUGCCCCCUGAUCCCCCCCCGACAGGGGACCCCAUCCCUCCGCCCCCCCCGUGCUCGCACACACAUGGGCACACGCACGCUCCCCAUCUCCGUGCCACAUGAGGGUACACGCGUGUGUGGGGCAGCGGUGCUGGCCGUCUGCAGCCACCCCACCUGGGGCUCAGCUGUCCCCAAGUGUCCCCCCACCCUUCUGUGCCCAUUUGUGCCCCCCCACCUCGUGGCCCCAGCACCCAUGAGUAGGGGCUCUGGGACGAGCCCACCCAGGGAGACCUCACUGCACCCCCCAGGGACACGGGAGCCCCUCGGCACCCUGGCUGCUGGAGGGGCUCGGUGACACCGGGCGUUGGCGGCAGGAGGUCGCCAUGGUGAUGUUUGUCCCACCCCUCAUGUCCCCGUUGGGACCCCUCAAGAGACCACUAGGACAAGCCCACCCAGGGGACACGAGAGCCCCUCAGCACCCCUGCUGCUCAGUCCCACCAGGUGUUGGUGGCAGAAAGUGGCCAUGGUGGGGUCAUGUCCCCCCCGUGUCCCCAGUGGGACCCUCCCAGGGGACACCAGGAUGAGGCCAACCAGGGAACAUGGGAGCCCCUUGGCACCUCCGCUGCUGGCGUUGGUGGCAGGAGGUGGCCGUGGCGGGGUCUGUCCUCCACUGUGUCCCCUCGGAGCCCCCCCAGGGCCCCCCCUCUAGUCCAGCCCCGCUGUCUCCGUCAGUCAGCGCUGGCCCCGCUCCCGCAGACGAAGAUGGAGGGCCCCGCACUGCUCCAAGUCUGGGUGCUGGCAGCUGUGGCCCUGGGGGGGUCCUGGGCCACCCUCCCCGACCACCACGUCCUCCCCGACCACCGCGUCUCCUCCGAGACUGGAGCCGUCUUCGUCCAUGAGCUGGAGCAGGAGCUGUUCCAGGAGGCCUUCUUUGACGGGCAUGAGGAUGACGACGUGGCUGCCCCCAUCACCUUCCACGCCCACCUCCGGGACCACCCCGACCUGCCACGGUGGCUGCGGUACAUCCAGCGUGACCCCCACCAGCCAGGCUACCUCUACGGCUGCCCCACGGCCACCGAGGUGGGCACCCACACCAUUGAGGUGCUGGCGUACAACCGGCAUACCUAUGGGACAGCGUCGCAGCGCCUCAUCAUCACCAUCACCCCGGCUCCAGAUGGGGAGCCACCGUACCAGGGUGAGUUCCUGGUGGGCAACCGGAACGUGGAGGAGUUGCUGCCAGCAGCCGUGCAGGAGACCUUCCUCCAGGUCACAGCUGGCGUCUGGGAGCGAGAUGACCUCCGUGUCAUCAACAUCACCUCCGCGCUGGACCGUGGUGGCCGCGUCCCGCUGCCCAUAGAGGGACGCAAGGAGGGGGUGUACGUGAAGGUGGGCUCCUGGGGCACCUUCUCGCCGUGCCUGGUGUCGGCCGCCUCGCCGCAGAGCCGCUUCCGCUGCAGCCUGGGCCAGCAGCCCCUCGCCUCCUGCUAUGACACCUUCGCCCCCCGCUUUGCCAUCCACUGGUGCAACCUCACCCUGGUCUGGCCCAGCCCCACGGCACCUGGGCCGGUGUGGGGUUCCGGGGUGCUGGAGGAAGAGGGGAAUUUCCAGCCACCCACCGAGGCUCCCCCCCAGGACCUGCUGCCCGGGUACCUGGUGACGCUGCUGGUGCCGCUGGCAGUGGCCGCGCUGCUCUGCCUGCUCCUGGGCCACCUCAUGUGCUGCCGCAGGGAGGGAGUGGCAAAACGGGACCUGGCAACAUCUGACAUCCAGCUGGUCCACCACACCACCAUCCACGGUGACACGGAGGAGCUGAGGCACAUGGCUGGCAGCCGUGAUGUCCCACGGCCCCUUUCUACCCUCCCCAUGUUCAACGUCCGGACGGGUCAGCGCAUCAACCCCAUGCCCGGUUCCUCGGAUGGUGCCCGUGUCCCCCUCCUCUCGCAGUGACCCAGGUGGGGGGGACCCAGGUGACACCAGGAUGACACCGAGGGGAACAAUCCCAGGGAUGGGGAUGGGUGAGAUGGUGUCACGAGGCUUUUGGGGACACUUUGCAAGGGACAAAAGCCUAGCAGCGGGCAGAGCCCAGGCAGAUGGGCAAUCUCCUGGACUGCCCACUGCCAGGCCAUUGCUUGGAGCAUUUGGGGGGUACAAAUAGUGAGACUCUGUGUGUGUGUGUGUGUGUGUGUCACAUCAGCAUCCGUAUGCAUCAGUGGGGCAAUGCAGAACACCUGCAUCCAAUUCCCUUCCCCUCUUCUGUACCACCUGGCCCGAUGAAACCCUGAAAUAAGGGCUGUGGGAGUACCACAGCUUUUUUGGGGGGUGGAAUAAGCUCUUUUCUUCUCAUUUUCCAGGUCAUGCAGUGGCCCCAUUGCUGUCACCCCCUCCAGGGGUCACCCUCCAGGGGGUGACUCUGCUGAGGUCCCUGCUUUGGGGAGGGGGCUGUGGGGUGGCUUUGGGCUGAUAAAGUGGCUGUUCGGUGAGAUCUACUUUAUUCCACUUUAUUUUUUGUUCUCUGCAAGCGUCCCAGCCCAGCUCUGGUGGCUGCAGUGGUCAGGGUGGGGGUAGGGGAGGUUUUGGGGUGCAGCACACAGCUGAGCUGCUUCUGGGUACAAAGACUGCAUCGAGUUUGCCAGUUCUCUCUGCUCCAGCCAGCCCCAAAACUGGAUGUGCUGUGGGGCUGGGGGGUUGCUGAGUGCCAUGGGGCUGGGGUCCUGCAGGGGGGCAGUUCCUGCUCUGCCCCCCUCUGCUGGGGGAUCCUACUUGCCUCCACCCCCCUCUUCAGCUGCUUUGCUCCAUCUGGGUGCCCCGCUUGCACCCACUCCCACACUACUUCAUCCUUGCACCCCCAAAGACUUGCACCCCACAGAGGGGCUGGGGCUGACCCUGCUGCUGGCCCCCAGCGCCAUGGAAGGGAAGGGGCUUGUGGAGAGUGAGAUGGGGAUGGGAACAAAAGGGAGGCCCUCAGUCCCAUAGGCUUGCGAUGACACCCCAGGGCACCCCGAUACCCCCCGGCUUACCUGGGUGCCGGUGUCCAGCUGGAUCUUGCCCGGAUCCCCCGGCUGCUCUGGCCACUCACCCCUUCCACC
Molecule: messenger RNA, 3491 nt
Organism: Cuculus canorus (common cuckoo)
Lineage: Eukaryota; Metazoa; Chordata; Aves; Cuculiformes; Cuculidae
Gene: SGCA
Product: sarcoglycan alpha
Exons: 9
Coding region: 940-2352 (470 amino acids)
Cellular component (GO): sarcoglycan complex; membrane
Molecular function (GO): calcium ion binding
Source: RefSeq, a predicted model, not a curated record